Strongylocentrotus purpuratus (purple sea urchin) is the source of this 1688-nucleotide messenger RNA. It is a transcript of the gene nif3l1, whose product is annotated as NIF3-like protein 1. Bases 223 to 1542 code for a protein of 439 amino acids. The record is from RefSeq and is a predicted model, not a curated record. Gene Ontology annotation, cellular component: cytoplasm; mitochondrion. The transcript has 5 exons. Lineage: Eukaryota; Metazoa; Echinodermata; Echinoidea; Camarodonta; Strongylocentrotidae.
AAAGACUAUUGUAUUAAGGUGGGCGUGGUUUAUAAUCACCAUGUAGAGACAACUCAAAAUUGAUUUGGAUUUUCUUCUAUUGUUCUGAGACUGAGGGAAGUGAAUAUAAUUAUCUGGGUUCUUGUAAAAUGCCUGGUUUUCAAACUGUUCGACACUUUUUCAUUUAAACCAAAGAUAUUCCAACAUUAACUGUUUGAAUGAGUGAUGUAUAUCAACGUGUGCAUGACUUCUCGGACAACCACCACCACAGUCUGCAGAUCAAUCCAGCCUACUCUAGCCCGGUGGAGCUCUUCACAUCACGCUUUUAGUGCCUCACCCUCCCUCUCGCUCGCCCAUGAUUCUGCAUGUUGUAUUUAUGAUACAAGGCAUGCUCUAGCUCUAGGACAAACAAGACAACAAACACGAGGACUUAAUUGUUGCUACAAAUCUACACCUUACGAUUUAGCAUCUAAACACAUUUUAGGUCGUUCUUUUGCAAGUACUGCCAGGAAUAAUGCCAUGGAUUUGAAGAGAGUGGUAUCGCUCCUUGAAGAUUUUGCUCCUACAAGUCUGGCGGGGAGUUGGGACAACGUAGGACUGCUUGUAGAGCCUACUCCUCCACACACUGUGUCAACCGUAUGCCUGACCAAUGACCUGACAGAGGAGGUUUUAGACGAGGCCAUCGAAAAGCAGACGGAUCUGAUCCUCUCCUACCAUCCACCUAUAUUUGUUCCACUGAAGCGUUUGAGGCAGAGGAACGUGAAAGAGAGAAUAGUUGUCAGAGCUGUGGAGAAGAGAAUUGCAAUCUACUCACCGCACACGGCUUGUGAUGCCGUCGAAGGAGGUGUCAAUGACUGGCUUGUAGAAGGGCUUGGAGAUACCAGUUCUAACAAACCAUUAGAGCCAUGCCUAGAUGUAAAGAAUGGGGAUGAUUUCAGCAUCUGUGUGAUGGCCCCUCAAACUGACGUAGAAACGGUAGAAGCCACCUUACAAAAGAUGUCAGGAGCCCAUAAUGUGACGUGCAUAGUUACAAACAACAGUAAUUACCAGAUCACUUGUUCCUGUAAGAAGUCUGACCUAGGCAACAUCUUAUCAUUAGUGCAAAGCCGCUUUGAUGUAGACCAGGCCUCCUUGAAAAUCACACAGCUGACAAAGGCACCCAUGGCAAUAACCGGAGUUGGACGUAUGGCCACCCUGCAGGCUCCUGCCCCUGUAUCGACAAUGGUCAAGAGAAUCAAGACCCAUCUUAUGCUGGAACAUGUGCAGAUAGCUCUCGGUCAAGGGAAAACAUUAGACUCUGAAAUAUCUACCGUGGGCAUCUGUGCUGGGUCAGGGUCUAGCGUCCUCAAUGGUUUGAAAGCAGACAUGUUUUUGACGGGAGAGAUGUCACAUCACGAUCUUUUGGCAGCAGUGGCAGAAGGAACAACAGUCGUCGUUUGUAACCAUAGCAACACGGAAAGGGGCUAUCUCCAUGUGCUGCAAGGAAAGCUAACCAGCAUGUGCGAAAAUAAAAUCAAAGUGUUUGUGUCGGAGAAAGACAGAGAUCCACUCGAAGUUGUGUAAUUUUUUUAAUGUGAAUGUGAUUUGAUACAAUUCUUUUUCCAGAAAGCAUCAAAGCUAUUCUUGAGAAUCAUAUGUCAACAGAAUGCAUGACUAUAAUUCAUUCUGGAUUAUUUAUCUUGCAGUAGAUCCUUUACUCAGUCCCUGUA